Messenger RNA from Juglans regia (Persian walnut), 579 nucleotides. RefSeq lists its product as uncharacterized. Bases 1 to 579 code for a protein of 192 amino acids. The record is from RefSeq and is a predicted model, not a curated record. Lineage: Eukaryota; Viridiplantae; Streptophyta; Magnoliopsida; Fagales; Juglandaceae. The transcript has 2 exons.
AUGAAGAAGAUUCACAGUGUACCAGAGAAGUAUGUCUUAGAUCGAUGGCGGAAGGACUUGAAAAGGAGAUACACACUGGUCAAAAGUAGCUACGAUGACAUGCGGCAAAAUGCAGACGCACGAAGGUAUGAGCUUGUUGUGAAACGAUGUCUAAAAUUAGCAACCCGUGUAUCCCAGCAUGAUGACCAUGUGAAUGCAUUCAUGUGCCAUUUGGAUGAUUUUGAGAAUAACUUUAAGGGAUUACCACUUGAAUCUGGUUCAACUAAGGUCAGAGAAAACGUGGCAGUGGACAACGACAAGAAAAUAUUAAGCCCACACCUUGUUCGAGGGAAAGGGAGGCCUCCAUCGAAAAGGAAGGUUCCACCUGUGGAGAAGGCUGCAAGCAAACGAAGAAAGAAACAGAUUUGCAGGAAAAUAUUUGAUGAUGAAUCACAACAUAGUGAGGUAUCAGAAGCUCAAGCUAGUGCUAAAGCGGAUCAACUUGGUUCUAAUGUUGAUGAUAUUCUUGUUGAAACACAAUGUAGUACAGUUACACAACCAACACCAUUGGGCACCAAUGAGGUCGCGGUUGUGCCUUAA